AUGCGAAGGAACACAGGAUAUGGCGGAUGGGAGGCUAGCUCAGCAGGGAGGAGGGGGAGAAGGCAGGGGGGAGAAGAGGUGCGAGAGGGGAGAAGAGGUGCGAGGGGGGAGAAGAGGUACGAGGUGGGGGAAGGCGCAGCGGAUGGGCGCAGCGGAUGGGCGCAGCGGAUGGGCGCAGCGGAUGGGUGCAGCGGAUGGGCGCAGCGGAUGGGCGCAGCGGAUGGGCGCAGCGGAUGGGCGCAGCGGAUGGGUGCAGCGGAUGGGCGCAGCGGAUGGGCGCAGCGGAUGGGCGCAGCGGAUGGGCGCAGCGGAUGGGCGCAGCGGAUGGGCGCAGCGGAUGGGCGCAGCGGAUGGGUGCAGCGCGAGAGGAGCGAGGGGAGCGAGGGGCGCGGGAAUCGCCCACCGUUGAGUUAA
Molecule: messenger RNA, 414 nt
Organism: Closterium sp. NIES-65
Lineage: Eukaryota; Viridiplantae; Streptophyta; Zygnematophyceae; Desmidiales; Closteriaceae
Source: the annotation of a GenBank genome assembly